Anopheles aquasalis is the source of this 2495-nucleotide messenger RNA. RefSeq names its product proton-coupled folate transporter. The record is from RefSeq and is a predicted model, not a curated record. Gene Ontology annotation, biological process: transmembrane transport. Gene Ontology annotation, cellular component: membrane. NCBI's taxonomy places the organism in Eukaryota, Metazoa, Arthropoda, Insecta, Diptera, Culicidae. Gene Ontology annotation, molecular function: transmembrane transporter activity.
AAAAAAUUACGUCUGUCGAAAAUCGCUGCUUGCAAACCACCGGCGUUCCAGCGAUAAAUUUGUAUUGGCACUCUCCUAUCGCGAGAUCGAAUCAACGCUCACAACAUGCCACGGAAUCAAUGGAUGCGUUUGGGGUCCAGCUGACCGUAUGCUUAAUAGCUUCAAUUACACCGAAGGGCAGAGAGGUGUCCAGAGGCCUGGAGUGUCUGGACGGGAGCCAAUCGUCAAGCAGCGCACCCCAGCAUCUCGCUCAUCUUACCCGCGAUAGCUUGUUAUCUCCGCCGAGUGUAGAGGGGCUCUAUCAGCCGUAGAUUGGUCUGCUGGAAGCGCGUGUUUGUCUGUGAGACUGUAGGCUAAUCAACCGUGAAUAGCAACGCAUCACUUUGGGAAGGAAUGCGAUUCACGCGGCCAUUCAGUCGAUUGCGAACCGUUCUCCAGCUGCCUUCGUAGCCCGACGACGAUGCGAUCGUCGGAAGAAAGUGCUGAGCGUGCUAGCGGUAGCAGCAGGUCCAGCACCACGACGCCACAGUUACCACAGAAGCCAACGGGACUGCCGGACGGUGAUGAUAGGAGUUUACCGGAUAGCGUUACGACGGUGGCGUCACAACGAGUGCCAUGGUAUCGCAAGAUUUCCGUUGAACCAACGAUGUUCCUGUAUAUGAUGGCAUUCAUGCUAACCUCGGUCGUGGAGCAAGCGUUCUUCCUGUACAAAGCCUGCACGGUCGAUCAUGGGUACUCGCAUGAAGUCUGUCUCAACAUUGAGCAGUACCAGGACAUCAAGAAGGAGGUCCAGGUUACGACGUCCACCUUUCAUCAGUGGAACAACAUCGCCAUGUACGUGGUGCCCAUCUUUCUGGCCAUGUUUCUCGGUGCUUGGUCGGAUCGGAGAGGCCGCAAGCUUCCGCUGGUGCUCGGACUGAUCGGGAAGCUGUUCUACUCGGUCAUGAUAGUGGUGAACACGCGGAUGCCCACGUGGCCCGUCGAGUAUAUUAUCUACACGGCGACACUGCCCAGUGUGCUGACCGGUGCCGAUAUAGCGAUCUUUGCAAGCUGUUUCGCUUACAUCUCCGAUAUCACGACGGUGGAGGAGCGCACGCUGCGUAUAACGAUUCUGGAUGCAACUUACCUUAGCACGAUGCCAAUCGGUGUAGCACUCGGUAAUGUGAUCUUCAACCACACCGGCAAAUCGUACACGAUCAUGUUCGCUAUUAAUGCCUCGCUGCUUGCCUGCUCAAUCAUCUACUCCGUGCUGUUCCUGAAAUCACGAACCACCGAACGGCAGUGUUCUAUCCGUGAACUCCCGUGGUAUCGGAUGCCACUCGAUUUCUUCGACCGUCAGCACAUUGUUCGUUCGGUGCAAACGUUCGUGAAGAAGCGCACACUGCAUCGACGCACCUAUCUGUAUCUGCUCAUGGUGGCCAUGUCGUUCUACACGUUCCAGCGGGAUGAGAAACCGAAAAUGUACCUGUACACUCAGCUGCGCUUCAACUGGGAUACGGAUCUGUAUAGCUACUUCAAGACGUACCAAUCGGCGGCCUAUGUUGUGAUGAUGUUCCUCGGUGUACCGUUCUUUACGCGUGUGCUGGGCCUUAAGGAUACGAUCAUCAUCAUGAUUGGUGCCCUCGCACAUGCCAGUGCUCGUUUUGUGUACAUUUUUGCUCAGGUUGGCUGGGUGCUGUACAUAGGGGCCACGAUUUCCAGUGUCGGUCCCGUGGUGGCACCCGUCCUGCGCUCGAUGAUAUCGAAAAUGGUGCCAAACACGGAGCGGGGAAUCAUUUUCUCCUUCCUGUCCGUGUUCGAUAACGCGGUGCCGCUGUUUAGCGGUGUGCUCUACACGCAGGUGUACAAUUCCUCGAUCAACACGUACCCGCAAGCGGUUUUUCUGCUCACGAUGGGUACCCAGAUGGUGGUUUUCUUCAUAGCGCUUGCGAUUCACUUUUCAUUGCGAGGGCGAACACUGGACGAGAGUGCACCGAUCGAUAAACCACCGAGCACAACGCUGAUCGACGGUGAUUUGAAAGAUCACGCUAUCCAAGCGGCAUUUCCAAACGGUAACAGCCAACAACGGUGAUGCUGCGUAGGUUUUCGGUGUUCAAAAGACCGGAAACGGCCCUUUCGUGGUCCGGUGAUAUUAUGCCAACUUUAUUGCAUCGCUAUCGUGGUGCUAGAAUGUAAGCCAAGGACAGGUUGCCUCCGAUCAGUAGCGAUUAGUAGUGGCCUUGUCAGCGAAGCAAACUCUCAACGAUUCCUCGGCGAUGUGCGUCGGUUUGUGCGGUGGGACGGCCACCUGCGCAAACAUCUUGAGCCCAUUCGUCAACAGUUCGAUCGCCUCGUCGAUACGCUCAUUCUAAAUGGAACGAAAGCAAACGGAGAUAUUAGUGUUUAACAAGGCGGUUUGAUUCCUUUUCCGGUAGGGAUAAGACAGGUACAGGGAUACGACAUGGUCGUGAGGUUCCAAAAAUAAAGUAGCUAUUAGGCUAGAGCUUAAACACAUA